CUCGAUUAUAACAGUAGUUGACUCAUGACUCUAAGCAGGCUUUUAUGGAAGAGAUCACGAGGAGCACCUUUCUUAAAGAAAACAUUUCAAGGGAAAUUUCAGUCACUAUUUGUUGCACUGAUUUGCUUAAUAUUUAUAUUUGUUCUAUGCAGUGAAUUAUACAUUACUGAAUAUCCAGAACCUAUUUCCUAUAAAAAUCAUAGUCGCCCAAAGAACAAAAUAUUUUUUCAUAUUAUAACGGACUGUAUAUCUGUUCUCAGAAAACAGAUACACUUUUCCGGAAAUAAGAAAAGAACUACAACACUGUCAACAAAUUCAUUCUCAGAACAAGAUGCAUUUGAAAAAUUUCUCCGAGAGCCUAAACAAAAUAAAACUUUUUUCUUCAAUAGCACUAAUAUUUUUCAUAAAGUUUUUCAAUCGUGGCUAGCUUCAAGAGCAUCCAAUGUGCCAAUUCAAAUUGCUUUCAUGCAAAAUCAUAAACACGUUUGUGCAGAUCAGGGGAAAAAUCUGCUUCUGUUAAUUGCUAUCACAUCUUCUGCUUCCCAUUUAGAAUCUAGAGCAGCAAUACGAGAUACCUGGGGCCAUUAUGCAAAGAAUAAAGGAGCAAAAGUACUUUUUUUCCUUGGAAUUCCUAAAAAUCCCAAAUAUCAAAGUAGAAUAAAUGAUGAAAAUGCAAAAUUUCAAGAUAUUAUUCAAGCAGCAUUUUUAGAUUCAUACUCCAAUUUAACACUUAAAACUAUUUCUGUACUUAAAUGGGUCGCAAAAGUUUGUCCUUUAGUGAAAUAUGUUCUUAAAGUAGAUGAUGACAUGUUUAUAAAUGUUGAAAAUUUUCUGAAUUUAGCAGAAGAUAAAGCGAUAUCAAAAGCAAUUUUGGGUGAAUUAGCACAUGAAUGGCCUCCUGUGAGAGGUUCAAAGAAUAAGUGGUAUGCAUCUUAUGCUGACUAUCCUUUUAAUGUGUAUCCAGAUUUUGUAUUUGGUCCUUCAUACAUUCUUACUGGAGAUUCUGUUAACUUACUUUACGAUGCUAGUAUAAAAAUGAAAUUAUUUCAUUUAGAAGAUGUAUUUAUAACAGGUAUUGUUGCUGAAUCAGUAAAUAUUACAAGAAUAAAUCUCCCUGCCAUAUUUAACACACCAAGAGAUCUCCAACCAUGCAAUUUUAAAAAAUUACUCAGUAGUCAUGGGCAUACUCCACCAGAUAUGAGGAGGCACUGGAUGUGGCUAACACGAAAAAAUUUUGAAUGCACAAACGCAACAGAGAAAGAUGUGGACAAAAACGACUAAUGGAAAAUGAAGUUUCAAUAAAAUAAUGUAUGGCCACUUUU
Molecule: messenger RNA, 1322 nt
Organism: Stegodyphus dumicola
Lineage: Eukaryota; Metazoa; Arthropoda; Arachnida; Araneae; Eresidae
Product: beta-1,3-galactosyltransferase 5-like
Biological process (GO): protein O-linked glycosylation
Cellular component (GO): Golgi membrane
Molecular function (GO): hexosyltransferase activity
Source: RefSeq, a predicted model, not a curated record